Molecule: messenger RNA, 5138 nt
Organism: Oryza sativa Japonica Group (Japanese rice)
Lineage: Eukaryota; Viridiplantae; Streptophyta; Magnoliopsida; Poales; Poaceae
Biological process (GO): defense response to other organism
Source: RefSeq, a predicted model, not a curated record
GGUGGUAGUACAUUAAUUGCUCUUUAAGAAGAGUAUAGAUAAAUACGAGAGGGAAGUAUUUGUGAGAGUGUGAACGGUUGUGACUACCCUCAGUCCGUCGUCUAAGUCAAAUAAUUGAUGCCAUAAAGCGGAUGUUUGGUAGGAGUAGUAGUAUGUUCACAUCCCAUGCCGCCAUGCGAAGAACACAUCCCCCAGUUCACCACCCCAACCCCACCUUAGCCAGUUAGCCUCUGCCGCCGCGACCGACCGCGAGGCAGCAAGACCAAUUUUAAUUGAAGACCACGGAAGGAGCGGGAGCCAUCAGCGGCCAUGACCGAGCUCGCGGCUGGCGCCGUGAGCUCACUGCUGGUGGUCAUCCGCAACGAGGCUGUGCUGCUUGGCGGCGUCCGGGACGAUGUGCAGUUCAUCAAGGAGGAGAUGGAGAGCAUGAACAGCUUCCUGGGGCACCUAGCCAGGAGCGCGCCGCAGGGUGGAGAGCACGACGAGCAGGUGCGCACCUGGAUGAACCAGGUGCGCCUGCUCGCGCAGGACUGCAACAACUGCAUCGACCUCUACCUCUACAGCGGGAACCCGGAGAUCCACCGUACCAAAGGUAGACUCCGGCGACACCUCUGGUGGGUCUACUGGUCCCUGCGCAAGAUGGUCGCGCAGCACCGAGCGGCCAUCCAACUCCGCCAGCUCAAGGACCGGGCGCGGGACGUCGGCAAGCGACGACUGAGGUAUGGCGUUGAGAUCCCAGCCACGACGAAGGCGGCCGCACCUGAUGCAACAGGUGGCUAUGUUGCUGAGGACGAUGAAGAAGAAGAUGAAGAUGACCGCGAAGGACAAUUUGCUGUGGCAACACCAACGUUGGCCCAUCAUUCUGCUCGAUGGCCCGUCUUUGAGCCCCCUUCUCUGGACGACUACGUGGAGGCGAAGUUAUUGGAGUGGAUUGGGGGAGUUCCUGGAAACGCCAUCGUGACGUUGUCCAUCGCCAUUGUAGCACCAGAUGCAGAUAAUAAGGAAGUCCUUGCUAUUGCACAUGAAACUUUGGUUGCUCCAAACUACUACUACCGUCGCAGUAUCAUGGUCAACGUCCCGGCGGUGCACCUUGAUGUUUUACCGCUUCGACCCAAGGAGGUCCUCUACUACAUCUUGCGGGAGCUCGAGCGGGAAGAAGCGGCCGGAUCGCAGAAGCAGCCCACAGAUCAAGGUGAAUGGGAGGAGGAGGAUCCUGACCCUUGGCAAGAUUACUACAAAAAAUGUGGCAUUUACCGUAGCAAAAAAAGUGUGCUCGGUAAAAUCAAAAGGAAUAUAAAAAAGAUGAAUAUUUACGAAAAGCUUGAUAAGAUCAAGAGCGACAUUCGAGAAGGACAACACAAGAGCAACAAGCUGUUGCUGCUUCAGCUACAAAAGAAAGGUGCGGAUCAGGUGGACCUACAUGUACUCCUUCAGCUGUUGGUGCUCCAGUCUCAGCAAGACCAAGCGAAGAACAAAGCAGUAGACACCCAUAAAUUACCAGAGUGGAACGACAACCUCAUAGAAAAAUUAGCCAUGAGGCUGAAGGAUCAUAUGGAAGCAGAUGAAAAGACCAAGAAGCUUAAUGAGCAAACUGGAGUAGAAGAAGAAACAGCAGUCAGACAAGGCGGAGGAGGAGAGAGGGAGGAGGAUGAGAAAGACGAAAGAGGAGACGGAGAAGAAGAGGGGAAGGAGGAGAGGAGGGACAUGGAGAAAGGAGGAGAAGAGAGGAAGGAGCAGCAGCAGGAGGAGCAGGAGAAAGAAGGGAGGAAGGAGGAACAGAACGAGGUAAGAAAGGAGACAGAAGGAAGAAAAGAACAAGUAGCAGGAGAGGAGGAAGAAAAAGAAGACCAUGAUGCUGAUAAUGAUGAAGACAGCAAUGAUGAUGAUGAUGAUGAGGAGGAGGAGGAGGAGGACGACGACGAUGAUGAAGAAGAACCAAUUCAUCUUCAUGAAGAUCAAUAUGAACAAAUCCUACGAGAAGUGUUCACAAAGAACGCCAGCAGCAAGGCCCAGGAGCAAGAUAAAUUGGUGGCCGAGCAAGCUACAAAGACUGCAGCCACUACAUUGGAUGAGGAACGAAUCAAACAAAUGAUCAACGAAGCAAAACAAGAUGUCUUAAGGGAGCUGCGGGGACGCGAAACUGAUAAGAAUCAAGCAACAGGUGAACCUGAUGUUCCACCUGAUAAGAAUCAAGCAACAGGUCAACAUGCAGUUGUUCUGGAUCAAAACGAAGAGGCUUAUUUUGAAGAAGUAGAGCAGAAGAUUGAAGAAAUCAAGCAGGAACUUAAAGAGCAGCUGAAGAUCAAAUGGAUCGUGGACAAGAUUAAACAUCACUUACAGGAUCAGUGCCCCCUCAUUAUCCUAAAAUUUGAUCAGAUGAUGGAUGGAUCCCGAUGGGAGGAGAUCAGAAAGGCUCUGAGCCUGUUAGAAUUGAGUGCCGAUGCAUUGAUCUUCACCACAGGGAGCACAGAACAGGCUAAAGGAUAUUGCUAUCCACCACGAGAACCUAUAGAUCACUGUUCUCUUGUUGGUCUCUACUAUUAUACGGUGCUCAAGCUUACUAGCAAGCACAAGAAUGAAGACAACGAUAACGCACAGAUUUUUCGUGGCAUCUUGGAGGAGUGUGAGGGGCAUGAAUUCUGCAUGAAGAUCUUCACUCAUGCUGUGUAUGCUAAUCCCAAGAGGAGCAAUGAAGAGUUAAGGAAGCUACACAGCACCCUGCAGUCUCCAAAAAAAUCAUUCGACACCAUAGCUAAGAAGAUGUUCAUGUACUCUUACAAUGAUCUACCUAAAGAAUACAAGUCAUGCUUGCUGUACCUAGCUAUCUUCCCCAAGGGACAGAAGAUUAGGCGGUCAACCUUGAUUGCAAGGUGGGUUGCAGAAGGGUUGACAUUCAAGGAAGAUUGGCCCAGCUCUGUGUAUCAAGCAAAUCGAUGUUUUGAUGCCCUCAUCCGUCGGUGGCUUGUUUAUCCUGAUGAUAUUAGUGCCACAGGAAAGAUCAAGAGCUGUGUGGUAGGCGAUCCAGUUCAUGGGUUCAUUACCGCAAUUGCCAGAAAACAACAUAUUGUGGAGACACGCCUAUCUCAUCACUUGGCUCGCCACUUCUCCAUUUUCAAUGAUCUUCGACUCCGCAGCUCUGAUAGAAUUGGCACGUUCUUCCAAGGCCUCUCACGAUCAUCUCGAGUAUCCCUACUCAAGGUGCUAGAUCUAGAAGGUUGUCAGUGCUUUGCUAGUAAGAAUCAGCGGUACCUCAAGGACAUCUGCAACAAGAUGUUACUGCUCAAAUAUCUGAGCCUAAAGGGAACAGAUAUUACCCAGCUGCCCAAGGAAAUCAACUGCCUCCGCGAGCUAGAGGUAUUGGAUAUCCGAGAAACCAAGGUGCCUGCAAAUGCAACAGUACAUGUCCUGCUCUUGAAGCUGAAGCGUCUACUUGCUGGUGCUAGUCAGAUUGAUCCAACUCCAAGAAAUUUUGUCACUAACGUCCGGAUUCCUUCCAGGAUAGACAAGAUGAUAAACAUAGAGGUACUAUCUAAUGUCAAGGCCCAGCAACAUGAUAAUUUGGAAGAUAUUGGGAAGCUAUGCCAGUUGAGGAAGCUAGGUGUGGUUAUUGAUGGUAAGAAAAGUCACCUUGGGAGUUUGCUUAAAGCGAUCAGUGACCUACAUGCAAGCCUCCGUUCUCUGUCAAUCACUAUUCCCACAACCACACUCGAGGUUACUCCUUCAAGCCCAGAGUUACAAGAUAUUGCAUCUCGCCUAAAAGACCAUCCUGAGUUUCUUGAGAGUCUAAGCAUCAGUGGAGCCAAGCAUCUUUUUCCAUUGUUGACCAAAGGUGGUAAUAAGAAACUUGCCAAGGUAACUCUAAGCAACACCCCACUGAACCAAGAUGAUCUGAAGUUCUUUGCCCAGCUGCCCAUGUUACAGUGUGUUAGGCUCCGACACAUUUCAUGCACCGAGAGUGUGCUCAACUUCAAGAAAGAUGAUUUCAAAUGCCUCAAGUACCUUCUUAUUGAGGGCUCAAACUUGACUAAUAUUACUUUUGAGGAUGAGGCAGCCUGUGAGCUCGAGAAGAUGGUUUUAUCUUCCACUUGCAUAGAGUCUAUUUCUGGAGUUCAUGGGCUUCCAAAAUUCGAAGAGCUUGAGUUGAACAGCAGCAGCUGCGGAAGGUUGCUAUCAUCAUGUUUUUACAAUGUUGAACGAAUAGCCAAGCUGACUCUUCGUGGUACAUUGCUGAAGCAAGGUGAUCUACGAAUCAUCGCCAGGGAACUAAAUAUAUGCUGCCUAGUGCUCUUGGAAAACUCUUUUGACAUAAGCCAGAACCAGAUUACCUUCGAAAAAGAAGAGUUCAUAUGGCUCAAACUUCUUAGUGUUGAUUGCUCUACCAUCACCAAGAUUAACUUCAUCACUGGAUCAGCUCCUAGGCUCAAGAAGAUCGUCUGGUCAUCUUUCACCUCUCUCUCUGGCAUCAAUAACCUUCCUAGGUUGAAGGAGCUCGAGUUCAAUGGAUACUCAGUCCCAAAUGAUGUGGAAGAAGCCAUUAAAAACAAUAAAAGCAUAAAUCUUAAACAUAAUAAACCAUAAGCUCAAGACAAAGCAAAAUGGAGAUGAAUAAGAGGAUGAAGACAAUGCUGGGACAUUCCCAUUCCGCUGGAAGAAACAGGUUUGUCACCAGAGGAGCAUCUCCUUUUAUCCCAUGGUGUGGUUUGUGUGUGCUAGUGUGGAUUGACAUUCACUACUUGUCUGUUUAGUUCUUUCUGCUGUGCGUGAGCAUGUUUUUAUGUUCUGCAUGAUGGAAUAAUUCUUGUUAUCCCUUGUUUUUCCAUCCUGCUCUCUGUUUCCUCCUCACUCUGUUUUGCUCUGUUUCCUUUGGUUCGAGUCAGUGUAAGCUCGAGGUUUGCUUGUUCAAGCCGGAGCGAAUCCUUAACUAGUUGGCUUGACAUGCACCGGCGUGUGGGAUGGCACACGAUGCAGCGGCCAUGGAGGGCAAGUUAGUCAUGUCAUUGGCACGGCAUGCCCCGACGUGCGGGAUGGCGCACAAAGAGGACGGGCAUGAUGCGUGCAGUAGCAUCAAAACCACUAUUUUGUUUGUAUUCAAGUUUCAAUACAAUCCAGAAAAUGCUGCCACUUGACAGCGCCAAAAA